AUGACUACCCCCGAAGAUGCGUUCCAGCAGCUUGCGGGUGUCUUUGCUUCCAGAGGCAACAAGAUCCUCGAGAUCGAAAUUAUCCCUUCGAGUCUCGGUUCCUCAUUUCUUCAGGAUGGAUGCUUCAUUGGCAUCACAAAGAAAGCUCUAGUCCGGGCCUUCACGGUUGCACGGCACCUCUUUACUAAACGUCUCCUGCCAAUGACAGAUGAUGACCUGCGCGCCAGCCUCGAGAAGAAGGAAGACAAGAGUGAUCUGGCAUCAGAUCUUGUCGUCACUGAAAUAAUGCUCCUCUUCGAUUGCGAGCAUCUGACUGCUUGUAACUGGCGCAAGCGCCGGCUGCUGGCAGCCGCAGCGCAGUGUCUCAAUCACACAGACCCGACCCUGGCGAAAGCGCAGCUAUUUGACGCGGAGCUUACGCUACUCAGAUCCUAUCAGUGCUCACCUCUACACCGUCAUACAAAGUCUCCUACUCUCUGGUCCCAUCGACUAUGGGUAUUGGACCAGUGGUUGCAGGCCGAACCACGAAGCGCAGCGGCCCUGUUCAGUCUCGAGCGGGCGGAACUAGAUAUCGUGCUGCGAGCUGCAGAGCGGCACCCCAAGAAUUACUAUGCAUUUACCUAUAUGCGCGGGCUGCAGACAAUGCUUGAGAAUCGCCCUGAUGGAAAGAGCCACCCGAACUGGGCGGCGGAGUGGACCACACGCUUGCUCAACCCUGUACUGAACUGGUGUCUAGCCAAUCCACGGGAUAUAUCGGGCUGGGCCUUUGGUCUUUAUUUGCUUCAGCGUGUUCCCGAACCGGCGCUCCGAGCCGAUGCGGUGAGCAGAGUGCUUCAGUUUGCGCGAGAUGUUGGAUGGGAUGGCGAGAGCCUGUGGACAUUUGUGGACCUUGCAGUCCGCCAAUUCGACCUUGAGAGUGUGAUAGCGGCAGUUUUCCCAUGUGAUCGGGAGCCGACGGCAUCUAUAUCCCGUCCAAGCACACAGUCCCCAGCAAGUACCUCGAAGUGGGCGUGGAAAGCCCGACUGGAGCGGGCCCAGGCCUACUGGGGCGCUUAUGGAGCAACGCAAUAA
Penicillium macrosclerotiorum is the source of this 1071-nucleotide messenger RNA. RefSeq lists its product as uncharacterized. The transcript has a single exon. The record is from RefSeq and is a predicted model, not a curated record. Lineage: Eukaryota; Fungi; Ascomycota; Eurotiomycetes; Eurotiales; Aspergillaceae. Gene Ontology annotation, molecular function: protein prenyltransferase activity. Gene Ontology annotation, biological process: protein prenylation. The coding region runs from base 1 to 1071 and encodes 356 amino acids. Gene Ontology annotation, cellular component: cytoplasm.